AUGUCCUUGCCUGGCCUGAACCAUUCUGAACUGGAAUGGACCCCUAUCAUAGCUUGGGAUCCUGGAGUCUCUGGAGUCACGGAAGAACUGAGCACAGGCAGUGCAAAUUCAAGUUCUCAAGACGCCACUUAUGACUGGUUCUUGAGGAGCCGCUACUGGCACUUGGAACUGUUCCUGAUCUCUGCAGCUGUCUUGUUCCUGGUCAGCCUCUUAGCCAACCCGCUCAUACUCAUCUGCAUAGUCUCCAGCAGGAAACUCAGACAAGAAUCCCGCUACUUGCUACUGGCAAACACCCUGUUAUCGGACAUCAUCUUCUCAAUCUUAAACCUGGUGGUUUCAAUCUGCAACAUGCAAGGCUGGCCGCUACACAGGCUGUUCUGUGUCAUCCUCAUGGUUAUCAUUGUUACAUCUUACUCCAGCAGCAUCAUAACUAUCACGCUGAUGGUUUUUGACACUUACCUGGCAGUCCACUGGCCGCUGCAUUACGAAAACAUUGUGCCAUCUUCCAGAACCAAAAAGAUAUUGCCCGCCAUUUGGGUAUUGACAUCCCUAUACCCAGUUACCAUUAUGAUCAUAAUGGAAAUGCUUGACAACCAACCUCUUAAACAGCAGAAGGUUUGUCUCAUGUUAUUGAUUCUGGGCUCUGGGCCAUUAGGUAAUGAAAUGAUAAUUGGUGUCCACGUGUACUUCACUUUAGGUGCCCUACUGUGUUCGUCUGUGGUUGUGUUUUGUUUAAUACGCUUGUACUGGACCACCAAGACAUCUGGUCUUUGGCAGAGUCCAUACUCGCGGGCUAAAGUGACUUUAAUUAUUCACACUGUGAUGCUUCUCCUUUACUUUGGUCCUGGUUUGGUUUUUGCCAUCGAGAUCAUUUUGCUUCAGAAGGAUACUGUGAGCUUGGACGUCAAGGUGUGGACGCAUUCUGCAAACAGCAACUUUCUGAUGAUGCUUCCGAGAGCUUUUUUUCCUUACCUGUAUGGACUGAGGUACAGGGAAAUAUUAAACACUCUCAAAAGGCUAUUUAGGAGAAGGACAAUCAGUCAACUGGAUGUACUGACUUCGGUACCUUGUUGUCUUUCAGUUACAUAA
Molecule: messenger RNA, 1089 nt
Organism: Polyodon spathula (Mississippi paddlefish)
Lineage: Eukaryota; Metazoa; Chordata; Actinopteri; Acipenseriformes; Polyodontidae
Product: probable G-protein coupled receptor 148
Exons: 1
Coding region: 1-1089 (362 amino acids)
Biological process (GO): G protein-coupled receptor signaling pathway
Cellular component (GO): membrane
Molecular function (GO): G protein-coupled receptor activity
Source: RefSeq, a predicted model, not a curated record